Molecule: messenger RNA, 4374 nt
Organism: Syngnathoides biaculeatus (alligator pipefish)
Lineage: Eukaryota; Metazoa; Chordata; Actinopteri; Syngnathiformes; Syngnathidae
Gene: xdh
Product: xanthine dehydrogenase
Exons: 35
Coding region: 89-4135 (1348 amino acids)
Molecular function (GO): 2 iron, 2 sulfur cluster binding; xanthine dehydrogenase activity; molybdopterin cofactor binding
Source: RefSeq, a predicted model, not a curated record
GGGGCGGGGCUCAUAUCACACGCCGUCUUUGGACAGCUGACGCCUGGAGUCAUUAAAGACUCUGUAGGGGACGGAGAGGUUUCACAACAUGAAGGAACUGGACCCAAACAUGGGGGACCGAAAGAACUGUGGUGGGUCAUCGCCCGACGACCUUGUCUUCUUCGUGAAUGGCAAAAAGGUCGUGGAGAAAAAUGCAGAUCCUGAAAUGACAUUACUCACCUAUCUGAGGAGGAAGUUGGGCCUACCAGGGACCAAGCUCGGUUGUGCCGAAGGUGGCUGUGGAGCGUGCACGGUGAUGCUGUCCAAAUACGAACCUGAAGCGCAAAAGCUGCUUCAUUAUGCCGUGAAUGCCUGCCUCGCCCCGAUCUGCUCCUUGCAUCUGGUUUCUGUGACGACCGUGGAAGGAAUAGGAAGUGUUGCGAGGCAGCUGCAUCCCGUACAGGAGCGGAUCGCGAAGGCUCAUGGAUCGCAGUGUGGUUUCUGCACUCCGGGUAUCGUCAUGUCCAUGUACGCGUUGCUGAGAAACAACCCCACCCCCAAAAUGGCUGAAGUGGAAGAGGCCUUCCAAGGAAACCUUUGUCGCUGCACUGGAUAUCGGCCCAUCCUGGAGGCCUACAAGACGUUUACUGUGGAGGGUGGAUGUUGUGGAGGGAAGGGACGAGAAAACGGCUGCUGUAUGACAAAUGGCAAAGUGGAGGAGGAGGCGGAUGCGGACUCGGCCCCGAGGCUGUUCAACCCUGCUGACUUUGCGCCACUCGACCCGACUCAGGAGGUCAUCUUCCCUCCAGAGCUGACGUCACUGAGCAAAAAUCAGAAGACUUGCCUACUGCACUUCCGCAGCGACAGAGCAGCGUGGUUGCAGCCUGCCAACUUGGACGAAUUUCUCAAUCUGAAAUGGAAACAUCCUGAUGCCCGAGUGGUAGUGGGAAACACUGAAGUGGGUAUAGAAGUAAAGUUCAAGAACAUGUUGUAUCCAGUCAUUCUGGCACCAGCCUUCAUCCCUGAACUCCACAGAGUAACACACACUCAAGAUGGCAUUGUGUUUGGCGCCGCCUGCACUCUCACCCAGGUGGGUGAGGUACUGAAAGAGGCUGCGGAAUCACUCCCGUCUUACAUGACCCAAGUCUUUGUCGCAGUCCUGGAGCAGUUGCGGUGGUUUGCGGGUCAGCAGAUCCGCAAUGUUGCGGCUAUUGGUGGAAACAUCAUGACUGCCAGCCCCAUAUCAGACCUGAAUCCUGUUUUUAUGGCAGCCAGCUGUAAACUCACACUGAUGGACAAAGAUAGCACUCGUGUGGUUCAGAUGGACGACGCAUUCUUUGUGGGUUACAGGAGGACUAUGCUGCGUCCACAAGAAAUCCUUCUGUCCAUUGAGAUCCCCUACAGCAGGAAGCAACAGUUUGUAUCAGCCUUCAAACAGUCACCUCGCCGAGAGGACGACAUCAGCAUUGUCACGGCAGCAAUGAGUGUCACUUUCACUCCCGGUACAUGUGUUGUGGAGGAUCUGAGGCUAAGCUACGGCGGUAUGGCGCCGACCACAGUGCUUGCGAAAAACACAGCAAAUAAACUGUUGGGAAGAUGCUGGGGGGAGAACUUGCUGGAAGAAGCAUGCUCCUCAUUGGUGGAAGAGUUGACCCUUGAGCCCUCUGUCCCAGGGGGCAUGGUGAAAUACCGCCAAACUCUUACCCUCAGCCUAUUCUACAAAUUCUACCUGAGAGUGCUGCAGGAGCUCGGAGGGCAGGGUUUGAAUGUGGAAGAGGUCAGAUCUGAUUUCCAGAGUGCAACAGAGAUUUACCAUCAAGAGGAGCCAUCCAGCGUUCAGAUUUACCAGGAGGUGCCACAGGCUCAGCACGCUGACGAUGUGGUGGGCCGUCCCAUGAUGCACCUCUCAGCUCUGAAGCAGGCGACGGGUGAAGCGGUGUACUGCGACGACAUACCACUGUUUGAGAACGAGGUGUACUUGGCGCUCAUUACCAGCAGCAAGCCACAUGCUCGCAUCCUCUCCAUUGACUCAUCAGUAGCCGAGUCUUCGCCCGGCUUCAUUUGCUGUGUCUUUGCUGGCGACAUUCCUGGCAGCAACACCACUGGGAUAGGGCAUGAUGAGACUGUCCUUGCUGACCGCCAGGUCACAUGUGUGGGUCACAUCAUUGGUGCCGUCGUGGCCGACACUCAACUUCAUGCCCAGCGAGCCGCCAAAGCCAUCAGGAUACAGUAUGAGGAGCUGCAGCCUAUUAUCACCAUACAGGAAGCCAUUGCUGCUAAGUCCUUCUAUCAGCCAAUUCGAACACUCAAGAAGGGAGAUCUGGAGGCGGGAUUUAAACAGGCAGACCAUAUCCUGGAAGGUGAGAUGCACAUUGGCGGUCAAGAGCAUUUCUAUCUGGAGACCAACGUGACUGUGGCUGUCCCUCGAGGAGAAGAUCAUGAAAUGGAACUCUUUGUUUCUACUCAGGCUCCCUCUGAAACACAGUCUCUGGUGGCCAUGGCAUUGGGAAUUCCUGCCAAUAGGCUGGUAGUUCGUGUAAAAAGGAUGGGAGGAGGCUUCGGUGGAAAAGAGAGUCGGACUACCUUACUCUCGACUGUCGUCUCCGUGGCCGCACACAAGCUGGGGCGGCCGGUCAGGUGCAUGUUGGACAGAGAUGAAGACAUGUUGAUCACUGGAGGAAGACACCCAUUCUACGCAAAAUAUAAGGUGGGCUUCCUGAACAGCGGGAAAGUGGUAGCUCUGGAUGUGUCGUACUAUAGCAAUGCUGGAAACUCCCGUGACCUCUCUCUGUCAGUCAUGGAGCGAGCUCUGUUCCACAUGGAGAAUUCGUACGGCAUUCCAAAUGUGUACGGUCGCGGCUUCUUGUGCCGCACGAACCUGCCAUCUAAUACGGCCUUCAGAGGCUUUGGAGGUCCCCAAGGCAUGAUGUUUGCUGAAAAUUGGAUAACUGACGUGGCUCAGAGUCUUGGUCGGCCAGCCGAUGAGGUACGACGGAUCAACCUGUAUCAACAAGGUGAACUGACACCGUACAACCAGGUCCUGGAACAGUAUACGUUGGAUCUCUGCUGGGAUGAGUGCCUUUCCCGCUCACAGUACCAGCAGCGCCGAUCUGCUGUGGAACUCUAUAACAGACAGAACCGAUGGACCAAACGAGGCCUUGCCAUUGUACCAACUAAGUUUGGUAUCAGCUUCACCGCUCUCUUUCUUAACCAGGCCGGAGCGCUGGUUCACAUAUACAAAGAUGGCUCGGUACUGGUGACUCAUGGUGGGACAGAAAUGGGCCAAGGACUUCACACUAAGAUGGUCCAGGUUGCCAGCCGGGUUCUUGGUAUUGCCAGCUCAAAGAUCCACAUAUCGGAGACAAGCACCCAAACUGUUCCUAACACAAGUCCCACUGCUGCGUCGGCGUCCUCGGACCUCAAUGGAGCUGCUGUGAAAAACGCCUGCCAGCUUCUCAUUGAGCGCCUGGAACCAUACAAGAGCAAAAACCCCAAAGGAUUAUGGGAAGAUUGGGUGACAGCAGCGUACUUUGACAGAGUCAACCUGAGUGCGAACGGCUUUUACAAGACUCCGGAUCUAGGAUACAACUUUGAAACCAACACCGGCCGAGUGUUUAACUAUUUCAGCUAUGGAGUCGCCUGUUCUGAAGUGGAAGUCGACUGUUUGACUGGAGCUCACAAGAACCUGAGCACUACCAUUGUUAUGGAUGUCGGUGUGAGCCUCAAUCCCGCAAUCGACAUCGGACAAGUGGAAGGGGCAUUCAUGCAGGGUGUGGGUCUAUUCACCCUGGAGGAGCUUCACUAUUCACCCGAAGGCGUCCUCCUCAGCCGGGGUCCAGGUUCUUACAAGAUCCCGGCGUUUGGUGACAUUCCCCGCAAGCUGACUGUAUCGUUGCUUCGGGAUGGCGCCCAUGACAAGGCCAUCUUCGCCUCCAAGGCUGUGGGCGAGCCUCCUCUGUUCCUAGCAUCCUCCGUUUUCUUCGCCAUCAAGGACGCCAUCUGUGCAGCUCGGGCCGAGUCAGGCAUCACAGGUCCGUUCCGGUUGGAUAGCCCCGCGUCUGUAGAGCGGAUCCGAAACGCUUGCAAUGACCGCUUCACCAAACUGUGUCAUGCUGCAGAUCCUGGGACAUUCCGACCUUGGUCUGUCCAAGUCUGAAUGUCUUGGAAACCAGAAUGAUUCAAAGCAGAUAGAGAAGAGCACAUUGAAGAAUACAAGAAUAUAUUGUCCCAAGGAACAUGUUCGUAAAAUAAAAAAAAAAAAAAAAGACAUUCUUCCGGUCACACUAGAACUGAUCCACUUGCCUUCUGUUGUUGUGGCAACUUUUACAUACUGCAGCUUUUGGAAACCCGUGUGAACAAAUUGUGUGAUUGCAAAUAAAAGAAUAAAUCAUUUAG